AUGGCCAACGUCGCCGAAAAGGCCCGCUUCCACCUCGAGCGGGCCGUGCCCCAGCUGCGGGAGUUCGAGGAGAAGGAGAUCUUCACCAAGGACGAGAUCCGCACCCUCGUCUCCAAGCGCACCGAGUUCGAGCACCUCGUCCUGGGCCCCGGCUGCAAGCCCCACCACUUCCGGUCCUACGUCGCCUGGGAGCUGUCCCUCGACAAGCUGCGCGCCAGGCGCUGCCUGCGCAAGGGCAUCAAGCACUCGUCCACCUCGCACGCCAGCAGCGCCCGCGUCUUCUCCAUCUACGAGCGCGCCGUCCUGCGCCACCCGGCCAGCCUCGACCUGUGGGCCGACUACCUCGACUACGCCGCCCGCGCAAAGGCCACGAAGCGGUGGCGCAAGGUCAUGACCCGCGCCCUGCGCAUGCACCCCGUCAACCCGGCCCUGUGGGCCCGCGCCGGCAGGCGGGCCGCCCGCGACGGCGACAUGGAGGGCGCCAGGGGGUUCUUCAUGCGCGGCUGCCGCUUCUGCAACGCCACCGCCGACCUGUGGCUCGAGUACGCCCGCGUCGAGAUGGAGUGGCUGGCCCGCAUGGAGGGCAAGAGGAAGAACAAGGGCGGCGCCAGGAAGGGCCUCGAGGAGGCGCGCGCCGAGGAGACGGUCGACGACGGCGACGUGCUGCGCUUCGGCGAGGACGACGACGACGACGACGAGUUCGAGGACAACGAGGUACUGCCCGACGACCCGCUGGCCGACGAGCACGGCAGACAGGCGGCCAAGGAGGCGAGGAGGGCCCUGUCAGACGAGGCCAUCACGAAGCUCGAGAAGAGCCCCGCCCUGCAGGGCGCCAUCCCAAGGGCGGUCUUUGACGCCGCCAGGAAGCAGCCCUUCUACAGCGCGGCCGCCGCCGAGGCCUUCUUCGACGUGUUCGCCGGCUUCACCGCCGUCUCGGCCCAGCCCGCCAUCAUCCAGCACGUGCUGGACGCCAUGGCCGACGACUUCCCGCGCCACCCGGCCACGUGUGCCUGUGUCGUCCGGCAGCCGCUGGUCGCCGUCGACGUCACCACGGCCGAGUUCCCCCGCGCGCUGCGCGAGGUUCUGGCGCGCCUCAGGGCGCAGGAGGGGGUCGUCGAGGACAGGGCGGGGCUGGCGGCCAGGACGGUCGCCUGGAUCAGGCCCAUCCUCAAGAGGAAGGACCUGGACGAGAACGUCCGCACGGUGCUGGAGCACACGAGGCGCAAGCUCGAGAACCCUUGA
Diaporthe batatas is the source of this 1242-nucleotide messenger RNA. RefSeq names its product snoRNA-binding rRNA-processing protein UTP6. Lineage: Eukaryota; Fungi; Ascomycota; Sordariomycetes; Diaporthales; Diaporthaceae. The transcript has a single exon. The coding region runs from base 1 to 1242 and encodes 413 amino acids. The record is from RefSeq and is a predicted model, not a curated record. Gene Ontology annotation, biological process: maturation of SSU-rRNA from tricistronic rRNA transcript (SSU-rRNA, 5.8S rRNA, LSU-rRNA). Gene Ontology annotation, molecular function: protein binding; snoRNA binding. Gene Ontology annotation, cellular component: Pwp2p-containing subcomplex of 90S preribosome; small-subunit processome.